Leptomonas pyrrhocoris is the source of this 4125-nucleotide messenger RNA. RefSeq lists its product as hypothetical. Lineage: Eukaryota; Euglenozoa; Kinetoplastea; Trypanosomatida; Trypanosomatidae. The record is from RefSeq and is a predicted model, not a curated record. The transcript has a single exon. Bases 1 to 4125 code for a protein of 1374 amino acids.
AUGAGGGCUUCCGCCUUGUUAAGGCCGCCCGCUUCCAAACGGGCGCUACAACGCGUCUCGGCAGGUCGAGAGGGCCGACAGCGAGGUGUGUGCUGCGUGGUGAGGAGACCGACGCUUCUCCAAUACGGACGUCGCUACUCGACUCGAGACCGCCCCACGGAGCAGCUGCAUCAGCCACGCUCGUCCACUUUCUCCCCACGACCAAGACCACCUCGUACUUCGCAUGGAGCCACCUCCACGUCGUCGUUAAAUCUGCUUUCUCAAAAAGUGCGGCAGCAUCUCGCGGCGUAUCCGCUCUUGCCCACGGCUCCUGUGGCAGGCGAUGCGGAGCUUUGGGUGAUCGAUGAGCUACUGCAGCUGCUGUUGUCGCUUCCACCUGUCCAGGCGGACUCGGCGUCGACGGCGACCGCCGCUUCGUCCACGGCUGCCAGUCGUCUGCAUCCGCUGCUGUGUGUUCGAGUGCUGCAGCGUCUCGGCUACGCCGUGUGCGAGAACCACCGCCGCGGCAACACCAGCGACAACGGCACCAUGCUGAUGGAAAAAGGCUGGACCACGCGACACGUCUACCCCUCGUUCACGUUCAGCAGCGCCGCAACGGACCCCUCCGCGCCACCGCCGCUGUCGUCAUCGCUGUUCCGCCACGCACCGGCAUUGGCUGGUAUCACCGCGACGGUGCUGGGUCCACUGCUUCUGUUGCUGGGCGAUGGCACGCCUCCGCACCCGCCGCACACUCAGGUCGCACCUGUCGUUCCGAUUGUGGUGGAGUGGUUGUGUACGCUGCCCACGGCGGAGACGACGCUGCCGGUGGUGCAGUGGCUGCCGUGGGUGGCGGCGCAGUACAGAGAAGCGGUACACCAAGGCGAAGACAGCAGCGGCGUAGAGGCGGUCAGCGAAACAAAUAAGUUGAAGAACGACGGUGUGGUAGAGGCGCAAAGGCCGACUGCUCCUCCUCCACUGUUGCCACCUCUCGAACAGCUUCUCCCCCACCUCAUUCGCAAGCUUGCCCAGCACCUCAGCCGACAUGAAGACUUUUGUGCCGCUCCUGGUGACGGCGCUGUUUUCUUCUCUGAUGUGUGCGAGAGAGAGCUGUCGACGCUCUUUCGGUUGUGCGGCCACGCGUCCCCUUCUGUGGCGCCAUGGACGUCUGAGGUUACGGAGGUGGGUGCACCACCGGUCACGGCAACCUUAAGCGACGUCCUGUGGUGGAGUGGUGACGAGCCGCUCGUGCGCCUGGCUGGUGUUCGACGUGCCUUGGCGCAUGCGGUACUAAAGGAUGUUGACGCAUCGGCAGACGCAUGUCAUCCCCAGCCUUCUUUGGUGGAGGAAGGUAGCGUGGACGAUAGCGCCGGUGCCCGAGAGAGGGGCGGGCCUGAGCAAGCACAAACAUGGACAACUCUCGAGACAAAUAGCGGCAUCUCGCUUAUGCGCGUACCGGCAAACGCGCUGCAUCCCGUCUCGCCUACCGACGUCCGUCCAGUGCUGUCACUGCGACUGUCGGACGAUGACGCGUAUCGACGCUUCCUGCUGCGAUUAACGGCGCUGCAACACACCUUACUGGAAGAGCAGCAACAAGAACAGCAGCAGCGGCAACACACCGAUGCACCGGACACACGAGGCGCGGCUGUGGUGUUUCUGUCGCUCGAGUUGAGCGACGCUCUGUCGGAUGGAGGUCUGAAUUCGGCGGCGAAGCGGGACUCUCACGACGACCCAGACGUUGUCCUCCGCUUCAUUCAACCGUUACACGAAUACGUGCUUCUUUUGCGAGAUGGCCUGCCAGACGGAUCCUCUCCCUCACCCUCUCCCUCUCCUCUCCUCGCCGCGGUGGCGGCAGCACCGGUGCGCCUCACCUUCUCUGCGGUCAUACGGGUGCUAACAGCAGCCUUUCGCCGACUGGAAGAGCUAAAGCAGGAGAGCAGCUGCCGCUACGCCGCCGCUCCAAAUGCGGCGCUGCGCAGCACGCACGCACAAAGCACGUCGCCACCCUCCGCCGCUGGCGUGGCGACGACGGCGUACACGCUGCUCCCGCAAAAGGCGCGGCUGCACGCGCUGAAGCGCUUGUGUGAGGUGUUGCUGCACCACGUGCGGGACGUGCUGGCUGCGCGAGAAGCAGCCGCAACGGCCAGCGACGUGAACGCGUCGGCAUCAUCAUCACCGUCAUUCCCCGCGUUCAUGUGCGCACCACCGUGGUUUGUGGAGGUGGACGUGCGGCAACAAGAGGCGGUGCUGCGACGUCUCUGUGGUGCGGCGCGGGCUUUGGUGCGCGUAGUGAUGGAGGAGCGUCGCAUCAGUCUGUUAGAGGAGGGGCCGGAAGGCUCCGUCCUGUCGGCGUCAUCGAUCACCGCCGCACACCGCAAUCGCCUUGCCAGCACAACAGCAGCAGAGUCGAGUGAGGAGGUAAAGCCAGCCACGGCAGGCUCCGAAGCUGCAGCAGUAGCAGCGUCGACGGCGGGGGUGAUGAAAGCGCCGGAGAAGUGGACGGCCGCCGGUGUCGCCUCCUUCGAUCACACACUCCGCACCUUGGCGUUUCGGGUUGUGGAGCCGGCGGUGUGGCGUCUGUACGACGCCUGCGCGCAGCAUCAGGUAUCGUUGCCCUUGCACGUGCUGACCUUUGAAGAGUGGCUUUCGUACCUCAACAUCGCACUUGGUGAGGACACAGACGGUGGUGGUGGUGGUGGUCACACGACUCACAGCGGAGCUCCUAUUCCCCAACACCGCGGAGGCGAUGUGCCGAUGGAGCUGCACUCUUACAUCCCUGUCAUGGCUGCUGCUCGUGCGCUGUAUGAAAGCGUCGGCGAGCGAUCGGGUCUGCAGACGGCCCAGCAGAUUCUUCCUCGCCCCGGGCAGCAGUCCAUCUCUGCACUGGUGGAGGGCAUUCGACUCACCGCGCUGCAGUGCUGCUUCUUUGACGGCCUGCGCGGCAGUGCUGCAUCCUCCCUACCAGAGCAGCUGGACUACGUGGAGGCACACACGCGGUGGGUCCUCGCGCACACGAGCGCGGCGUUCUUCAGCGUGUGGCAGCGCACGUCUCAAACAGUUCCUACCCUGCGUGCAAAUGAUGUUGACGCUGCUGCCUCCAAUGGCGUGCGAGAGGCGCCGGAGACGGUGGAGGAUGGACAGCAACGGCUGCGGCACCGACUGGGACUGCUUACCCUGGCGCUGCACCUUCACGUUCUGCGCGUUCGCCAACGACUGAGCUUCACAAGCGCAGCGGGGCUCAGCAAAGCAACGUCGACCCUUCGUGGUGCAGCGGACAGCGCCGCCACUGUCUUUCCUUCGUCGCUCACGUCUCUCCUUCACUGCCUCAUCAGGGAGCCCGCCGGGGCAGCGGCUUCCACCUCCACCUCUGCUCGUUCAUUGCUGCCUGAUGGCCACCAACUUGAGAUGGACAGUAUCGACCGUGAUGAGUGGUCUUUGGUGUUGCGCAACGACGGUAUCCGGCAGGCGUGUCGGCUUCCCCCGCCAGGCAUGCCGUCCGGCUGCGCGUCGCUCUGGGAAUUGACGGAAGAACUGUUGUGGAUUGCCGGCCACGUGGGUGAAGGCGAGGCGAGUCGGCGGAAGGAGAGAGGCGCGACGUGGCGGUGGCUCGGCAGUCCAGAGGCAUUGUGGGGUGUUGUCGAGGAGCCCGCUGCUGCUGUUGUUGGUGCUGCUGACUCAAUCACAUCUCCCGUGGCCUCGUUGCCUUCUCGUUUCUUCCUUCUACCGUGGACGACGUUGGCGCGCAGUCACCAGCUCCUGCGUGUGUACGACGAGAGCGGGCAAAGCGAGCGUGCCGCUCGAGAGUGGGAGGCGGCCUUGCAGGUGUGGCUUACGGGAGGCGGCGAUGACGCUGCCAUGGAGGCUUCGAACAGCAUCGGCUGGCGGCCAGCGAAGCCAGUUGUCCGCCUUGUCAGUAUGGCGGAGGAGCUGCGCUUCUUUUCGUCGCUGCAGCAGGAGCCAAUGGUGCAGUUGGCGCCAGAUGUGCGCGUGGUCUGCGAGGGUGUGCGGAGGGAGGUGGAGGCGCUUGUCCCAACCGUGCGUCGUGAGCUGCAAUCCUCGAAGGAGCGUCGGGAGCGACUGGCAGACGCGGAGAGUCUGGGAGCGGAAAAGGGCUGGUACACGGAGGACGACUACGACGGACUGGACUGA